CACUGGCGCUGCGGACACAUCCUCAUCUGACUGAUCAACUUUGACGAAGGUCUCAAGACAAUGAUGGAGAUGACCAAUACCUCUUCCUAUCACAUCAAUACAACAGAUGUAUCUAGAAAUAAUGGCUCUACAAAUAUUUACAAGUAUGCAGAGCUGAAAAAGUCUCUCCACACCUUGUCCCUCGUUGUUUACUGUCUGGCCUUUGUCCUUGGUGUGCUCGGGAAUGGAGUGGUUAUCUGGGUGACCGGGUUCAAGAUGAAGAAAACCGUUAACACAGUUUGGUUCCUCAACCUGGCUGUGGCCGACUUCCUCUUCACAGCGUUCCUGCCUCUGAGUGUGACCUACAUCGCUUUGAAUCUCCACUGGCCUUUCGGCAAGUUCAUGUGCAAACUUGUCACCACUAUAAACUCCCUGAACAUGUUUGCCAGUGUCUACAUUCUGAUGGUGAUCAGUGUGGACAGAUGUGUGUCUGUAGUGUGGCCCGUCUGGGCCCAGAACCACCGGAGUGUACGCAAGGCUUCCUGUGUGAGUCUGGGUGUUUGGGUACUGGCUCUGAUUCUCAGCACUCCAUACUUCAUCUUCAGGGACACUGGGCUGAAACCCAGUAAGGACGCCAUCAUCUGCUUCAACAACUUUGCUCUUUCUGAUGACGAUGAAACACCGUCUGUGAUUCAGCUGGGACAGUUUCGUCAUGAGGCCAUGACCAUGACCCGCUUCCUCCUGGGAUUUGUUGUCCCCUUCACUGUCAUUGUCUCCUGUUAUGCUGUGAUAAUCCAUCGUAUCGGAAGAAACCGCACCUUGGCCAGCCAGUCGAGUCGCCCCUUUAAGAUCAUCGCCGCAGUUAUCACCACUUUUUUCCUGUGCUGGGCUCCGUAUCACAUCAUUAAAUUAAUUGAGAUGGUGAAUUCCAGGCCUACUAAUCGUAGUAUAACAUUGUACCAUGUCACCAUUAUUGGUGGUCCUUUAGCAAAUAACCUGGCUUUUUUCAACAGUGUCCUGAACCCACUGCUGUAUGUGUUCAUGGGACAAGAUUUCAAGGAUAAAGUCUGCAAAUCCAUCCUGACUGUAUUGGAGACUGCCUUCCGGGAAGAAGUUUCUCAGUCUCACACCGACACAAAGUCUACGGUCAUCAGCAGAAGCAAAAAUAAGUUAGUUAGUGACACUGUGGUAUGAAGUUAUCCAUGAUAUGAAUAAACAAAUACUGUAACUGUAAAUGAUUUCCACACCUGUAAAUGUAAAGAACAGAUCUACCUACAUGGUUACUAUGAGCUAAUUAUGUUCCUGAGGUAUUCUGUUAUUUCUUAACGCUUAGACAACAUACAGUUAAACCACAGGAAAGGAAUGGCCUGCUUAUUCUUUGUAUGAAUGUGGUUAUGAAUAUUGUCAUAUGUAUGAACCUGUCUAUCAAAGCUUGAUUCUAAUGUAUUUCAUUUUAGUUUUAUUUGAAACUUGUUUUUACUUUUCAAUGAAUCUGUAAAUGAUAAUAAUGCAAUCCUUAUUUUCCAUUA
Messenger RNA from Sebastes umbrosus (honeycomb rockfish), 1508 nucleotides. RefSeq names its product chemokine-like receptor 1. Bases 61 to 1173 code for a protein of 370 amino acids. Gene Ontology annotation, biological process: complement receptor mediated signaling pathway; phospholipase C-activating G protein-coupled receptor signaling pathway; positive regulation of cytosolic calcium ion concentration. Gene Ontology annotation, cellular component: plasma membrane. Gene Ontology annotation, molecular function: G protein-coupled receptor activity; complement receptor activity. The transcript has 2 exons. NCBI's taxonomy places the organism in Eukaryota, Metazoa, Chordata, Actinopteri, Perciformes, Sebastidae. The record is from RefSeq and is a predicted model, not a curated record.